GGUAGAUCUUUAACCAUCAGAAACGAAAAUGGCGGGAAGCUUGGAGACAGUGUUGGGCACAGACCUGCGCAGCCAGGUGCAAAGCGCGAAGAUCUUGGUGGUAGGCGCCGGUGGAAUCGGCUGUGAGCUGCUCAAGAACCUAGUGCUCAGCGGCUUCGUGGAUAUCGAGCUUAUCGACCUGGACACCAUCGACGUAUCGAACCUGAACCGACAGUUUCUGUUCCGCGUGCACCACGUGGGCCAGUCUAAGGCGCUGGUGGCGAAAGAAAUUGCGACGAGCUUUAACCCGCGCGCCAAAAUUAAGGCGCAUCAUGGUAACAUCAAGAGCAGCCAGUUUGGUCUCGAGUAUUUCCAGCAGUUUGCCCUUGUGCUCAACGCGCUGGACAAUGUGGACGCGCGUAAGCACGUGAAUCGUCUGUGUCUGGCCACCAAUACACCGCUCAUCGAGAGCGGCACUACGGGCUAUCUGGGUCAAGUGUUCGUUAUUAAGAAAAGUGAGACUGCGUGUUACGAGUGCACACCCAAGGUCACACAGAAGCAGUAUCCGAUCUGUACCAUCCGUAGUACACCCGAGAAGAUGGUGCAUUGCAUCGUGUGGGCCAAGGAGUGUUACAAGCUGCUCUUCGGCAAGACGGAAGACUCUAUGCUGUGGGAGGACCCGACCAACGAGGACAAGUCGGCCUUCAUGGAUCUCUGCAUGCGCGGUCCGGACAUGAACUUGGACGACGUCACUAAGCUUCAAGAAUAUGCGUGCGGUGUCUUCCGAGGACUGUUCGACUUUGAGAUCAAGAAGAGGCUUGAGAUGAAGACGUACAAGGCGGCAGCCAAGCGCCCACAGCCGCUGGUGUUGGAAGAAAUCAUUGGCUCGGACAUUGUGAAGGCUAUUAAUCUUAACGACGAGGCUGUUAUGAAGCAGACUGACAAUGGGAAGGUCUGGAACGACCGCGACGUGUGGAGCGUCUCGGAGUGCGUGACGCGCUUUGUGUCGUGUAUUGUCCGUAUCCUGAGCAAUGAGCAGUCACGCGCGAACCUUGGCAGCUAUGAAUUCGACAAGGAUGACGCCACUGCGAUGGAGUUCGUGACUGCUGCUGCAAACUUGCGUGCAUCUGUGUUCUCCAUUGCAAUGGAGUCGCUUUACAGCUGCAAAGGUAUUGCCGGUAACAUCAUCCCAGCUAUCGCCACCACGAAUGCUAUCGUGGCAGGUUUCCAGGUACUGGAGGCGUUCCGUAUUCUGCAGGCAGCGAAGCCCGUGAAAGAAGCAUGCAAGUACACGCUCUGCAACCGCUCGUGGAAUGACCGUGGCGUGCUUCUUCAGCCUAGUAAUCUUGAGAAGCCCAACCCUCAGUGCUACGUGUGCUCCAAGCACACAGUGGAGCUCGCUGUGGAUACCAACUGCAUGUUGCUGCGUGACUUGGUAGAUAAAGUACUGAAGAAGAAGCUGGGUGUGAAUGAGCCCACAAUUUCGAUCGGUGCUAACACAAUCUACGAAGAAGGUGAAGACGCCGAAAUGAGUCUGGCUGUCAACUUGGAGAAGAAGCUUGUAGAUCUCCCUGGCAAGGGGAUCCGUCAUGAUACCACCGUAUCUGUCGAGGACUUCUCGCAAGAUUUCCGCUGCAAUAUCCGCGUGUUGCAUCGUGACGAAGAAGAAUUUGGCGAGGAUGCAGCGGAGCUGUUCGCGCUAGGAGGAGACAUCGCCGAGCUAGCUGCGGAUCUGAAGGCGGAGGUGGCCAAGCAAGCGGCGCUGAAAGAAGCUGCUGCUGAUGGCAAAGAGGACGACAGUGACGAUGAUGUCGAGGUGCUGGAGCCUGUGGAUGCCCCCGUACACAAGCGCAGUAGAGAUGCAACUGAAGACGCCGCCACUUCAAGCAAGAAGGUCAAGUCGGACGUGGUGGACCUGCUCUAG
This is a messenger RNA of Phytophthora infestans T30-4, 1903 nucleotides long. RefSeq names its product ubiquitin-activating enzyme (E1), putative. Lineage: Eukaryota; Oomycota; Peronosporomycetes; Peronosporales; Peronosporaceae. Gene Ontology annotation, cellular component: cytoplasm; SUMO activating enzyme complex. Gene Ontology annotation, biological process: protein sumoylation. The transcript has 2 exons. Gene Ontology annotation, molecular function: SUMO activating enzyme activity. The coding region runs from base 29 to 1903 and encodes 624 amino acids. The record is from RefSeq and is a predicted model, not a curated record.